This is a messenger RNA of Quercus lobata, 1377 nucleotides long. RefSeq lists its product as uncharacterized. Bases 1 to 1377 code for a protein of 458 amino acids. The record is from RefSeq and is a predicted model, not a curated record. The transcript is spliced from 4 exons. Lineage: Eukaryota; Viridiplantae; Streptophyta; Magnoliopsida; Fagales; Fagaceae.
AUGGAGAGUUCUGGAUGCGAUGAUGAUAUGGAUGUCAAUGAUUGUGAUCAUGACAUGGAUGUUAGUGACUGUGAUGAUGACAUGGACACUGGUGCAGACACAGAUUCAGACUAUGACAGCAAGGAGGAUGAGUUUUGGAUUGUAUUUCUACUUGUUGGCGAGAUGGUGGCUUAUUUCCAACGGCAUUACGACAAGCGCCCAAUGUGUACUAUCAUUUUGAGUGGGAAAGACUACAUGGCUGAAGUGAGGAAUGGCAAUCCUACCAAUUGUCAUGACAUGUUCCGCAUGACAUUGGACUUGUUCUAUCAUUUGGUGGAUGAGCUGAAACAGCAUGGGUACUUGAAGGAAGGGAAGGGGCGUGUGGACGUGCAGGAGGCUAUUGUCAUAUUCUUGUACAUUGUCGACCAUAAUACUCGGAUGCGACUUGUGGGUGACAGAUUCCAACAUUCCACUAAAAUUGUCAGCCGCAAGUUCCGUAGGGUAUUGCGGGCUAUCCACACUUAUGGCCAACAUUUAAUCAAGCCCGAUUCGAAUGUGGUAGGCCUUCCAGAGCAUAUGCAGUCGAAUAACAAAUACUAUCCUUGGUUUGAGAGAAGCAUAGGAGCUAUUGAUGGAACGCAUAUUAGUGCUUGGCCUCCAAGUGAGAAAACCCAACCUCACAGGAGUCGCAAGAGCUUGAUUACAACCAACGUUAUGUGCACAUGCGACCAUGAUAUGAAGUUUACAUAUGUCCACUUUGGUUGGGAGGGAAGUGCCCAUGACUCAAAGGUCUUCAAAGAAGCUAUUAAAGACCCGAAGCAUGGAUUCUCAUGGCCACCGGAAGUUCUGUUUGCUGAUUUUUCAUUAUGUUCUGUUGUAAUUCUGAAUUCUGGGUCCUAUUACUUGGUUGAUUCGGGGUACCCCAUUGGGAAAUCGUUUCUUCCACCACACAAGUCCACCCGAUAUCAUGCUCAAGAAUUCAGGAGGAGCAAUAGGCAACCGACAUCGGGGAAAGAGUUAUUUAACUAUAGACACUCUUCGUUGCGCAUGGUAAUUGAGAGGAGCUUUGGAGUCCUUAAGCCUCGCUUUCCCAUCUUGAGUUGCAUGGCAAACUAUAAGGAAUCUCGACAACGUUUGGUUGUUUCUGCAUAUUGUGCGUUACACAAUAUUAUACGCAUCAAUAAUCGUAGAGAUGAAAUGUUUAACUCAUGGAAGAACCUUGACGUUAAUAGAAAUGAUGUACAAGCUGGGAACAAUGGGAAUUCUCCUGAGUCAAGUGCAAGUGUUGAAAGGAGGCAUGUGAGGGAGAUGUCUGAUGCAGCGAAGAGGGCAAUGGGAGAGUUUAGGGAUGAUGUGACUACCCGCAUAUGGGAGGAGUACGCACGACGAUGGGAUUGA